This is a messenger RNA of Drepanopeziza brunnea f. sp. 'multigermtubi' MB_m1, 2502 nucleotides long. RefSeq lists its product as uncharacterized. The record is from RefSeq and is a predicted model, not a curated record. Lineage: Eukaryota; Fungi; Ascomycota; Leotiomycetes; Helotiales; Drepanopezizaceae.
AUGUUUUCCUUUGGGAGUGGGAAGGCUUCGUACCCCGCCAUCCACCAGGUCACUUCACCCAGAAAGUCAACAAACAAAAAAAGCACGUCUCCCCCGUCGCCACUGCGAGAAGCUCCCUCGCUGCCGGGCUCUUUCGAACCUGCGAUUGAUGCGCCACCUUCUCCCGCACGGAUUCGCGACUACACGGAGCAGAUAAAAAGAAGUUCGCUCUUUGGAAACAAUUCAAGGAACGACACUCUCUCAUUCACAUCGUCUCCGUCCCGCUCACGCCAAUCGAGCCUCGUACCAGAUAGUGUAGACUUGUCUCGCCAUUCAUCCAUCCGAUCCAGCACCAGCAUUAUGGUGCGCCGUGAUAGACCAGAAAGUGUCAUCUCGACCAUAUUUUCUCGAACCGCGCGUAAGACGAAGAGAGAAACCCAGACGGCGAGCUUGCAGAGCUCUCCAUCUCCUGGCCAGGAACAUGUGGUCAUAGAGAAGGGCUCAGCAAAGGAACACGGCAGUGGUAAAAAGAGUAGUUCCUCUCGUCGCCACCAGACCAUCUCCAAUCCGUAUAAUUUCCAGCAUGUGACGCACACCCGACAGGACUCCUUUCCUGACCUGCACCGAACCAGUUGCACGGAACUGUCCUCGGAGUUCAUUGCGAUUCGGGCGUCCCAAGCACCAAGCAACGAGUUGAAGGGUAUCAGGGCCAACGACAUGCACUUCGAGAACUUCUCUUUUGAAACUCUAGGCCAGAUGUCCAACGAAGAAGCUCCAUCACCCUCUACCCAAACAACCCAACAACGUCGGAAGUCAACUCGAGCAUCGCAGCGAUCCGAUCCAUGGUCAUUGGGGGCUCAUUCGCCCGAUCGGUUGGGAACCGCCUCCCCUGAAUCUCUUCAUUCUCCAUCGUCUCAAACCUGCCCCGUUACUUUGCCAGUUAGAACAUCAAGCCGGAAUCCUAUUAUGCCCUUCAACGCUGUUGACCCACUAGCGACCGUAACCAUGACGCGCCCGCAUACUCAAGGAGGAUACCAAACGCCAGCGCCCUUUAUGUUUCCUCUGGAAGCUAGCACGCAUGCAGUGACGACACCCGGCGACGAGGCGUGGCCACUGAGCCCAUCAGUUUCCGGAAGCCUUAGUGGUGAGCUCACUGAUGUCCUAGAAGAGGAAGAGGAUCCUUCCUCGAAGUUCUGGAUGUUGACCCAUAGCGCCGACCUGAGAUUGUCUCAAUCCGUGCCAGCUCUUCGGCGAAGACCGCAACAACUAUCCAACGACCAGCCAGAGGCAUCCACAUCAACGACCUUGAGACUAUCGUCACUCCAGAAGAGACCAUCGGCAGGCCUCAAGCCAGCGCAACCCGCGCUUGGCUUCAAUUUCAGCGACUCCUGGGAGUCUGACAUUGACUGGUGCUACGAGCACGAGGUUGAGGCCCAUUGCGACUACCAGUGGGAUCAGAGCUCCGCAGGUGGCGAUACUCUCACGGAUACCCGGACCAGACCUGCUUCAGAACUUGCUCAACCGCCGCUCCAACUGUGUCUGCAAAAUGAGGAGCAUGCUUAUCACGGACGAUGUCGACCCUCCCUCUCUGUGCCAUCGACUGACUCCCUCUUGAUACCUUCGACUGACAUCCCUGGACUUUCCCCCAUGUCAGACUGUUCAUCUUCUUGCUUUUCCCCUCAAACGCCUUCGAACUGUUUGAGUGCAGAUCACACUCGGUCACCUUGCCGAGAGUCUUUCAAGGAUUCUUGUGGCUUCCACUUGUCACCUACGCUGCUCAUCCCAGCCGAUUUCCACUCGCACGUGGACGAAGAUGUGUGCUACACUGAGCGAUACAAUGACGCCUCGGAUGGAACAAUAUUUGCCCAAGACUCGUUUGCGCAUGCCGUGUCCAUGCCGGUGUCUGCUGUCGACGAGAGCCAGCCCAGGACUUCUUACCGCUCUUCCGACUACUCUCGCUGCUCAGCUCGUAGCUCCUCGAGCACUGCGAUGUCCGCAGCAAGCCGGGACUUGGCGAUGCCACUUCGAAGGUCAUCGAGCCCGACCCACGCUCAUUGCAGCACUGCGUCAACCUCUUCUCUCCCAGAUCUCAUUCCAUCGAGUGCUCACCAGAUCGACCUUGACCAUUUCAUAACCAAGUUUCCUUUACCAGUCCCAGACGAAGAGAGCGAAUCCGCCCCAACCUCGGAUAUUGCGGACCCUGGUCCGCAGCUGUCAUCUAUGCAGCAUCAUCACAACAAGUCCACUGUUUUGGAGCAAGGACUCCGAUGCAGUGAGACCCAGCUGGCUAUGAGCAACUCCAACACUCAGGAGAAGGACUCUAUGGAAAUCCCAAGCCCCGUGGCCGAGGCUUUCGCUGAUCUGCCAGCUCGGUUCCAAUCGCUAACCCACGAGCGCCAAAGUUCAACUCCAGAACCCGUUGCGCCUCUGCGGGAGGCUCAGGGCCGGGACAGAUCUCCAACUGCUGGGUCCGCCACCAAGAGGCGGGGCAGCUACGUGCUGUUCCCUCAGGCAAGAAAUUGA